GGAAAUGCUUCGAUUUGCAAAAAUACAUAGUGAUGUUCGCUUAAGAAUACAUCAACAAAAAAAAAACAUUGUUUGUAAUGGAUGAGAAAAAGAUUACGAUGAACGUGAGAAACGAUGAGUUAAGCGAAGAAUCAAAAACUCUAAUCUCUUCACUUCCUUCAGACAAAAAUUCCACUGGGGUAAAUGUUUGUAAGUACCAAGGAUGUUGGUAUACUCCGCCUAUUCUCCAAGGUGUCCUCAAUUUCCAGAAAAACUUUAAGCCUCAAGACACCGAUAUCAUCGUUGCUUCGUUCCCUAAAUGCGGCACCACUUGGCUCAAGGCGCUUACAUUCGCACUCGUUCGUAGAUCGAAGCACCCUUCUCAUGAUGAUCAUCAUCCACUUCUUUCUGAUAAUCCACACGUUCUUUCACCCUCCCUUGAGAUGUAUCUCUAUCUAUGUAGCGAAAAUCCCGACCUUACCAAGUUCUCAUCAUCUUCGAGGCUGUUUUCGACACACAUGCCGUCACAUACAUUGCAAGAAGGUCUCAAAGGUUCUACUUGUAAAAUUGUGUAUAUGUCUAGAAACGUAAAAGACACAUUGGUUUCAUAUUGGCAUUUCUUUUGUAAGAAACAAACCGAUGAUAACAUAAUAAGCAGUGUCGAGGAUACAUUUGAGAUGUUUUGUAGGGGAGUCAACUUUUUCGGGCCUUUUUGGGACCAUGUCCUAAGCUACUGGAGAGGAAGCUUGGAAGAUCCAAACCAUGUGCUUUUUAUGAAGUUUGAGGAGAUGAAAGAAGAACCUCGUGAGCAGAUCAAGAGACUAGCCGAAUUCUUAGGAUGUCUUUUUACUAAGGAAGAAGAAGAAAGCGGCUUGGUGGAUGAGAUUAUCGAUCUUUGCUCUCUACGUAAUCUGAGCAGUUUGGAGAUCAAUAAGACCGGAAAAUUGCAUAGUACUGGUAGAGAGAACAAAACAUUUUUCCGUAAGGGAGAAGUUGGUGACUGGAAGAACUAUUUGACUCCUGAAAUGGAGAACAAAAUCGACAUGAUCAUUCAAGAGAAACUUCAAAACUCUGGUUUGAAAUUCUGAGUUUGUGUGCUUUUGAGCUUUUCUUUAAUGCAUUGUAAUAAUAAGACUACCUUUUAUGUUGUUGUUAUAUUCCUUCUGUAUGCUCUCGUGUAAGCGUUCUUACCUUAUAUAUUCUACAUAUAUAGUGGUUAAUGUCUC
Arabidopsis thaliana (thale cress) is the source of this 1205-nucleotide messenger RNA. Its product is annotated as P-loop containing nucleoside triphosphate hydrolases superfamily protein. NCBI's taxonomy places the organism in Eukaryota, Viridiplantae, Streptophyta, Magnoliopsida, Brassicales, Brassicaceae. Gene Ontology annotation, molecular function: sulfotransferase activity. The record is from RefSeq and is marked reviewed. Gene Ontology annotation, cellular component: cytoplasm. The coding region runs from base 78 to 1067 and encodes 329 amino acids. The transcript has a single exon.